Messenger RNA from Photinus pyralis (common eastern firefly), 4911 nucleotides. Its product is annotated as multidrug resistance-associated protein 7. Gene Ontology annotation, biological process: transmembrane transport. Bases 147 to 4826 code for a protein of 1559 amino acids. NCBI's taxonomy places the organism in Eukaryota, Metazoa, Arthropoda, Insecta, Coleoptera, Lampyridae. The record is from RefSeq and is a predicted model, not a curated record. Gene Ontology annotation, molecular function: ATP hydrolysis activity; ABC-type transporter activity; ATP binding. The transcript has 17 exons. Gene Ontology annotation, cellular component: membrane.
UGUUCUGUUUAUUACACUUUCUGUUGGAAAGAUAACCUAAAACCGAAAUAAAAUACUUCGCCUUUGUGAGUUCUCUUACCAAUAUGUUUGCAAUAGAAGCUUCCACACCAUGAAAAAAAUCACUGACGCAUAAUACAACCACAAUUAUGGAUAUUUCGAGAAGCGUGAACGACACCAUUAGAGGGCGCUGGAAGUGGGAGGAUUUGUGUGGCGCGGACGGAUUUAAAUUUUGGUCCUCAACAACACGCGAUAUCGGAUUAUGUUUUGAGCAGCUUUGCCUUCAAAUACCCACCCUAGCAAUGCUCGCGACGGUUUCCGCAUUUUACUUCGGUCGCCAAAUUCACUACGUAAUCAGGGGGAAAACUCAGUUGCUUGCGAUUAAAAUUCGAUGCAUUAUUGUUUCACUUAUGGUUGCAUUACCUGUACUUCAAACAUACAUCGACCUAAACAAAAGUGAAACGCAGAUUGAGAGAAUUACGUAUUUUUUAACAACAGUGGACGGAAUCGCUUGGUUAACGCACUUAGGAUUUCUCCUCGUCCUAAGGAAACGUUUGGGACUAAGCCCUCGCGGUCCACUUUUUAUGUGUGUACUAUGGUGUCUAAUUGCAGUUUUAAGCGUGCUUUCCUUGCGCACUCAUUUUCUUAUAUACGAAGUUCAAGAUCCGAAAACAUUCAGUGCAUCUUUGGCUUACAGCUUCAGUAUUGUUCGUCUUAUUCUCCAGCUUUUGUACGGAUUAACGCUCAUCCCAGGUGAAGGCGAUACUGUUUACUUAACCUACACUCAUGAUGACGAAACUCAGGCGUUACUCACGACUAGCCCCUACAGCCGUUUUGUAGAGGAACGUGAUCCUCUUUACCUUGGAACCGCUAUGGAAGAUGAUAGUUGGUUUUCGAAGUUAAUAUUUCACUGGGUCAAUCCUUUAAUGAGGAAAGGGGUGGAUGGGCGCCUACAUCAUCCCGAUGAUUUAUACGAUCUUCCAGAUUCGUUAAAUACCACUACUUUGGGAUUGAAACUGGAAAAGGCGCUUCUUGGAAACAUCGAUGAUGUUCAGAAGAGAAUUGCGGAACAUAUUCAUGAGCCAUCUUCUGCAAGUCUCCCGACAACAUCAGAUGUUUUCUACCAAGGCAUCACAAGACCAAACGUAUCCUUAUUGAAAGCUUUACAUAGAUGCUUUUGGAUUCAAUUCUACGGUAUUGGCAUUUUAAGACUAAUUGCCGAUUGUGCCGGAUUCGCGGGACCAUUACUCUUGAAGAAACUCGUCAGCUUUAUCGAGGACCAAUCCGAAGAGAUGUACUUCGGAUAUUUGUACGCGUUAGGAUUAUGUUUAACCACUUUAUUAGCUGCAUUUUGUGAUACUCAUUUUAAUUUUUAUAUGGGCGUGGUAGGUUUAAAAAUCCGAGCUGCUUUAGUAACGACGAUUUAUAGAAAGACGUUAACUGCUUCGGGAACUGAUUUAAAUUUGUCAUUCUCAGUAGGAGAGAUAGUAAAUUUUAUGUCGACUGAUACAGAUCGCAUUGUCAACUCCUGUCCCAGCUUUCACGCAUUUUGGAGCAUUCCAUUUCAGUUGGGAGUUUCCUUAUAUUUACUGUACAAUGAAGUGGGAUUCGCUUUCUUAGCCGGGCUCGUGUUUUCCGUCUUAUUGAUUCCUAUAAAUAAAAUGAUAGCCAAUAAAAUUGGACAGUUAAGUACCAAAAUGAUGGAACAAAAAGACAGUCGCGUCAAACUUAUGACUGAGAUACUGAGAGGCAUACGGACAAUUAAAAUUCAUGUUUGGGAGCAAUACUUUCUUAACAGCAUAACACGAAUGAGAAAUGGCGAAUUGAAAUACUUAAAAUAUCGAAAAUAUUUAGACGCCCUUUGCGUUUAUUUUUGGGCAACAACGCCCGUUGUAAUAUCGAUUUUGACUUUCGGAACAUACGUACUGUUAGGAAAUAAAUUAACUGCAGCAACAGUCUUCACCAGCAUGGCAUUAAUCAAUAUGCUAAUAGGUCCACUUAACGCCUUUCCUUUUGUAUUGAACGGGGUGACCGAGGCGUGGGUUUCAAUUAAGAGAAUACAGCGAUUUUUGAACUUACAUGACUUAGAUGUAGAAUCGUAUUAUACAAAUGCAGCUUUAUUGGAACAUCCGAAUACGAGCUUAAUUUUAAGAAAUGCCUCCUUUGACUGGGGGAAAUCUCUGUCUGCGGAAGAGCGAGCAGCGCUUCAUCAUACUCCAAGGAAAAGCGUUAAGGAUAAGGGAAUCGGGAAAAAAUCAGAUAGGGGAGAAGGUAGUCCGCAGGAAACAUCGGGUGUUUUUAAAUUGAAUAACAUUUCAAUUACAAUUAGGAAAGGUGAGUUUAUAGGCAUUAUGGGUGUCGUUGGUAGUGGAAAAUCGUCAAUUUUCGCUGCUAUCCUAGCGGAAAUUUCUAAACAAGAUGGCCUUAUAGCUGCAAUUGAUUUAGAUCAAGGAUUUGGUUUGGUGAGUCAACAACCGUGGUUACAACGAGGCACAAUACGAGAUAACAUAUUAUUCGGCAAAACGUUUGAUAGAGAGAAAUAUCGGAACGUAAUUUUCGCAUGCUGUUUAGAGGAAGAUUUCCUACUUCUACCUGCUAGUGAUUUUACAGGAGUUGGCGAAGGCGGAGUGACGUUAUCUGGCGGCCAGAAGGCGCGAAUUGCUUUAGCAAGAGCCAUCUAUCAAGAUAAGUCGAUUUAUUUACUAGAUGAUGUAGUAUCAGCGGUUGACGCAAAAGUGGCUAAACACAUUUUCAAACAUUGUAUUAUGGGUCUUUUGAAGACAAAAACCAGAGUAUUAUGUACCCACCAUGUGAAAUACCUUGCACAGGCAGAUUCUAUUAUUGUCAUGGAAAAUGGUUCUAUUAAGCAGCAAGGCAAACCGACAGACGUGUUGCCUAAUAUAGAUGAAUUUCUUCCAAUAGAUUUAGAAUUGGGUAACAACAGUUUCCAGUCUGAUAAUUCAAGCUCAUUUGUUGACAGUAUUGACAGAGAAACGACCAGUAGGGAAGAUAGCCUACUGAAUGAGGAAAACCGCGAAUAUGGAACGGUGAAAGUUGGAGUUUACAUGGCGUAUCUGUCAGCAAUGGGUUCUAUACUGUCGGCAUCUAUUAUAUUCUCGCUAAUUUUAAUGCAGACAUCUCGUAAUGUGACUGAUUGGUGGCUGUCAUAUUGGGUCUCUAACGAUGAAAACUCAAACCACACCAAUUCCACUAGCUUUACUACCGAUCGCUUAGUUCUGAGCCAUCCGCACUUGAAGUUGUUCAGUGCAGAAGUUGACGACUAUUUGAUCGUAUAUGCUCUGUUAGCCAUAUUCAAUUCAUUUUUCACGUUACUUAGAGCCUUUUUAUUUGCAUAUGGUGGAAUAAUUGCUGCAAAGAGCAUUCAUAAGUCAUUAUUACAAUCUGUGAUAUGGGCCAAAGUGACAUUCUUUGAUGUCUCCCCACUUGGUAGAAUAAUAAAUAGAUUUUCUAGUGAUACAUUUACAGUAGACGACUCUCUACCAUUCACUGUUAAUAUUUUACUAGCGCAAUUUGUUGGUGUAAUUGGGUCAGUUAUUCUCACGAUUUAUGGACUUCCAUGGUUAUGUCUAAUUUUAAUUCCGUUAAUUCCUGUUUACCAUUGGUUACAAUAUUAUUAUCGCUUAACGUCGAGGGAAUUGAAGAGACUAUCAAGUAUUACGCUAUCUCCUAUUUAUAAUCACUUUACUGAAACACUGCAAGGUUUAGUUACGAUUCGCGCACUUCGAGCAACGCACCGAUUUCGACGAGAUAAUGAAGACAACAUCGAGGGCAAUAUGAAGGCUCAAUUUGCUAGUCAAGUCGCAGCGCAGUGGCUGAGUUUACGACUGCAAUUUAUCGGUGUAGCAAUGGUGAGCGGAGUUGGAUUCAUAGGAGUGAUACAGCAUCAGUUUAAUGUGGCAAAUCCAGGUUUAGUUGGUUUAGCGAUUUCCUAUGCCUUGUCCGCCACAAGCUUGCUUAGAGGCGUUAUAAACGCCUUUACAGAAACAGAACGGGAAAUUAUUGCAGUAGAAAGGGUUAGCCAGUACAUCGAGGAAGUAGAACCGGAAACCACGACCUCAAUAAUAGAUCCACCGUAUGCAUGGCCCAUUCAAGGUGUCGUCAGCUUCAAUAAAGUUGUUUUAAAAUACAGGGAUCACCUGGCGCCUGCAUUAAAGGGAGUUACUUUCGAAACGCGGCCGGCGGAAAAAGUAGGUGUUGUGGGACGCACAGGUGCCGGAAAAAGCUCUUUAUUCGUGGCUCUCUUUCGACUAUCUGAAUUACACAGUGGUGCAGUCACAAUAGAUUCAACAAACAUUUCCCACAUACCGAUAUCCGUUCUAAGAUCUCGCCUUUCUUGCAUACCUCAAGAACCGUUUAUGUUUAGUGGAAGUUUAAGAGAGAAUUUGGAUCCCUUGUGCAACUUUCCCGACUCCGAAAUUUGGGCGGCUUUAAGUAAAGUAGAUUUAACGCGAACUGUCAAAAGGCUGGGUGGAUUGAAUUAUCAAGUCACAUCUUCAGGAUCAAAUCUGUCAAUAGGUCAGCGACAGCUGUUUUGUCUAGCCCGAGCAGUUUUACACAACACCAAGAUUCUAUGCGUCGAUGAAGCAACUGCAAAUGUGGAUCAAGCGACAGAUAGGCUAAUACAGCAAACCUUACAUACUGCAUUUCGUAAAAGCACUGUCAUUAUAAUUGCGCAUCGUAUCGACACAGUGUUGGAUUGUGAUAGGGUGCUUGUAAUGGGAGAUGGUCAGGUUCUUGAAUUCGAUUCACCAAAUGAAUUAUUAGCUGAUCCAUCUACCCACUUCUAUAAGUUAGUGAAUCAAGAGUAAUUUUUCUAUUGUGUAUAUUUUCAAAUGUGAAUUUUAAUAUAUUUUAUAUGUAAAACCAGUAUUUAUUAUAAAAGUGUUACAUGAA